AUUUCCCCUCUUUUGCUUUGGAUUUCCGCAUCUGCAGAUUUUCUCGUUUGCUCAAAUGCGCAUGCGCAGAGGUCUGAGGCGGUACGACCUAUCGCGCAUGCGCUCAGUCGGCGUGAGGCUCACAAGGACCGGCUGCAGGAACCGGGGUGCUGAGAACACACCAGCAUUUGUUCACUGGAGAUCAGUUCUUCAACUCAUUGAUUGUACAAGGGAUUCAAACAUCUGACUGUCUGAAUUGCCAGAUGAUUGAUCGCAGUGAGAUAUCAUUCUCCUUCUCUCAGUAUGGGAAGGGAUUCACUCACAGCCUACCCGCAGACACGCCAGUGAGUUCACAGUGGGGAGAGGCCAUUCACCUGCUCUGUGUGAGGGAGGGGAACUACUCAGUCAACCAGCCUGAAGAUACAUCAGCAAGUUCACACCACAGUGAGAUGCUCCACCUGUUCUGACAGCGGGAAGCAAUUCAUUCUGUCAUUGAUGCUGAAGAUAUAUCCAAAAAUUCACCAGUGAGGAGACGUUUCUCAGAGUGCAGGAAGGCACUGACACAAUCAACCACACUACAGAGACACCAGCAAAUUCACAUGGUGCCAUGGCCUUUCCCCACCUCUGAAUGUCGAAACAGAUUCAUUUAGUCAUCUCAAAUGAACGAACGUCACCAGUUCACACUGAGAAGAUGCCGCUCACCUGCUCAGACUGUGGGAAGGAGUUCACUUCAUUAUCUCAAUUGAAGGUACAUCGGCGAGUUCACACUGGGGAGAGGCCGUUCACCUGCUCAGACUGUGGGAAGGAGUUCACUUCAUUAUCUCAAUUGAAGGUACAUCGGCGAGUUCACACUGGGGAGAGGCUGUUCACCUGCUCAGAAUGUGGAGAGGCAUUCACUCGGUCAUCUCACCUACUGAGACACCAGCUGGUUCACACUGGGGAGAAACCGUUCACCUGCUCAGACUGUGGGAAGCGAUUCACUUGGUCAUCUCACCUACUGAGACACCAGCUGGUUCACACUGGGGAGAAACCGUUCAGCUGCUCAGAAUGUGGGAAGCGAUUCACUCGGUCAUCUCACCUACUGAGACACCAGCUGGUUCACACUGGGGAGAAACCGUUCAGCUGCUCAGAAUGUGGGAAGGCAUUCACUCGGUCAUCUCAACUACAGGAACAUCAGCAAACUCACACUGGGGAGAAACCGUUCAGCUGCUCAGAAUGUGGGAAGGGAUUCACUCGGUCAACUGACCUGAAGGUACAUCAGCAAGUUCAUUCUGGGGUGAGUCCGUUCACCUGCUCUGAAUGUGGGAAAGGUUUCAUGCACUCAUCCAAACUACGGAGACACUUGCUGGUUCACACUGAGGAGAGGCCAUUCACCUGCUCUGAGUGUGGGAAGGGAUUCACUCAGUCAUCCAAACUACAGACACACUGGCUGGUUCACACUGGGGAGAAACCGUUUGCCUGCUCAGUAUGUGAGAAGGGAUUCACACGGUCAUCUCAACUGAAGGAACAUCAGCGAGUUCACACUGGGGAGAAACCGUUCACCUGCUCAGACUGUGGGAAGGAGUUCGCUCGUGCAUCUCAGCUGAGCGUCCAUCAACGAUUUCACACUGGGGAGAAACCGUUCAGCUGCUCUGAAUGUGGGAAGAGAUUCACUCUGUCAUCUGACUUGAAAGUACAUCAGCGAGUUCACACUGGGGAGAGGCCAUUCACGUGCUCGGACUGUGGGAAGCGAUUCAUUCGGUCAUCUCAACUGAACACACAUCAGUGCUUUCACACUGGGGAGAAACCGUUCAUUUGCUCAGACUGUGGGAAAAGAUUCACUCUGUCAUUUCGCCUACUGAGGCACCAGUUAGUUCACACUGGGGAGAAACCGUUCAUCUGCUCAGACUGUGGAAAGGAGUUCGCUCGAUCAUCUGGCUUGAAAAUACAUCAGCGAGUUCACACUGGGGAGAGGCCGUUCACCUGCUCAGACUGUGGAAAGGAGUUUGCUGGGUCAUCGGAUUUGAAAAUACAUCUGCGAGUUCACAUUGGGGAGAGGCCGUUCACCUGCUCUGUGUGUGGGAAGGGAUUCACUCACUCAUCCACCCUACAGAGACACCAGCUGGUUCACACUGGGGAGAGGCCAUUCACUUGUUCUGAAUGUGGGAAGGGAUUCACUCAGUCAUCCAACCUUUUGUCACACCAGCGAAUCCACACUGGGGAGAGGCCGUUCACCUGCUCAGAUUGUGGGAAGGCAUUCGCUCACUCAUCCACCCUUUUGUCACACCAGCGAAUCCACACUGGGGAGAGGCCAUUCACCUGCCCUGAAUGUGGUAAGGGAUUCACUCGGUCAUCCAAGCUACAGAGACACCAGUUAGUUCAUACUUGGGAGAAACCAUUCACUUUCUCAGAUUGUGGGAAGGGAUUCACUUAGUCAUCUGACUUGAAGCUACAUCAGCGAGUUCACACUGGGGACAGACCGUCAGACUAUAAGACUUAAGACCAGAAUGAGGCUGUUUACCCCAUCGAGUCUGUUCUGUCAUUUUAUCAUGGCUGAUCCAAAUUUGCUCUCCACUCCAAUCUCCUGUCUUGUCCCUGUAUCACUUCAUGCCCGGAUCAAUCAAGAUUCUAUCCACCUCUGCCCUAAAUGUACAUAAAGAAUUGGCCUCCACAGCUGCCUGUGGCACGGAAUUCCCCAGAUUCACCACUCUCAGUCCGUUCUCUGUCAUCUCCGUUCUAAAAGGACACCCCUCUAUUCUGAAGCUCUGUUCCCUGGUCGCAGACUCUUCCACCACAGGAAGCAUCCUUUCCACAUCCACUCUAUCAAGCCCUUCCACAGUUUGAUAAGUUUCCAUGAGGUCAGCCCUAAUUCCUCUGCUGAUCCAGGCUCAGGCCCAUUGAACGCUCUUCAUAUGACAAUCCAUUCAAUCCUGGAAUCUGUUUUUGUGAACAUACUCUGAAUCUUCUCCAGUUUCGGCACAUCCUUUCCAAGAUCAGGGGCCCAGACCUGCCCUCCAAGUGAGGCCUCACCAGUGACGACCAACUUCCCGAAUUACAUCCUCGCUGAUAGAUUGUAGAUCUCUCGAAAUGAAUGCCGACGUUGCGUUUGCCUUCCACACCACAGACUCGACCUGCAAAUUAACCUUCAGGGAAUCCUGAACAUGGACUCCCCGUGACCCUUUGCACCUCAGUUGUUCGGUAUUUUCUGUCCAUUUCGAAGAAGUUAACACUUUCAUUUCUUCUACCAAAAUGCAUGAACAUACACUUCCCGGCACUGUAUCCCAUCUGCUGUUUUUUUUUUCCCAUUCUCUAAAUCUAUCUCAGUCCUUCUGCACCCUCUCUACCGAAAACUACCUGCCCCUCCUCAUGUCUUCAUAUCAUCUGCAAACCUUGUAACAAAGCCAGCAAUUCUGUCUUCCAAACUAUUGGAAUAUUACAAAAAUCACCAGUCCGAACACAGAGCCCUGAGGAACACCACUAGUGACUGGCAGCCAACCAGAGAUGGCUCCCUUUAUUCCCAGUCUUUGCCUCCUACCAUUCAGCUUGUCAUGGUCCAGUCCAUGACGUCUGCGUUCUGGUUCACGGUCCGGUCCGUGGACUCUGGACUCCGGGUCUUCUGGCUGUCCAUUGUUUCAUUGUUUAAUCACAGGCACUG
Molecule: messenger RNA, 3613 nt
Organism: Hypanus sabinus (Atlantic stingray)
Lineage: Eukaryota; Metazoa; Chordata; Chondrichthyes; Myliobatiformes; Dasyatidae
Product: gastrula zinc finger protein XlCGF26.1-like
Exons: 2
Coding region: 608-2392 (594 amino acids)
Biological process (GO): regulation of transcription by RNA polymerase II
Molecular function (GO): RNA polymerase II cis-regulatory region sequence-specific DNA binding; DNA-binding transcription factor activity, RNA polymerase II-specific
Source: RefSeq, a predicted model, not a curated record